Syzygium oleosum is the source of this 828-nucleotide messenger RNA. RefSeq lists its product as uncharacterized. Gene Ontology annotation, cellular component: mitochondrion. Lineage: Eukaryota; Viridiplantae; Streptophyta; Magnoliopsida; Myrtales; Myrtaceae. The record is from RefSeq and is a predicted model, not a curated record. Bases 112 to 393 code for a protein of 93 amino acids. The transcript is spliced from 3 exons.
ACCCACUCAACCUCGCAGUUUUUGCUUCUUUAACCUCCCAUGGCGAAGUUCUAAAAGCAGAGAGACCUUUCCUCCUCCUUCGAUUUCGAGGAGACCUUCCCGUUCCUCCAAAUGGGUUACGUUCAGGAGGCGCGCGAAAACCACGUCAAGAAGAAAGUCGAGGAAGCCUUACGCAGCAAGAUGAAGCAGAAGGCUCUGAAAGAAUGCGAUUAUUAUGCUUCGAGGUAUGCGGAGUGCGCCACCGGAAGAACCUUCUCAGUGGUCUGGCAGUGCCGCAACCAAGCGAAAGAAUUGAACGAUUGCCUUCAUCACUACACAAAUGAUGCUGUCUUGGAAGAGAUGAAAAGAGAGUAUGCACAAAACCAAGAAGGGAAAGGCCCAGCCAAACCUUAAGUGUACCCACAGAUUUUGCCUUCAGUCUGCUCGUGUAUAUGGGAACAAGAAGUUGUAUGUUCAUGCCAUCUACAGAUGAACUUUUGGGUUUCCAUUGGAAGAUUUUCACAGCAAUAUGUAGUCCAGACUUUGGCGAAGUAGAGCAUCCCGUUGCAGCUCACCUGACCCAUGGAACAGAGAGAGCAUGUGCAAACCAGCUUUAGCCUCAAACUUUAAUCAGGUGAAACCUGAAAAUAAUUAUUGCCCCAAAUUCGUACUUUGUAUCGUGAGGACUUGUGUUUUCUUUUGUCCUUCCCCGCUUUGCUUCCAUUACUUUUGAGGCUGAGUUGCUGCUGCACAGAACAGGAUCUACCGUUCACUGAAUGAUGUACUGCGUAGAGCUAUGUAGCGAUUUUUGGCUAAAUAAUCAUUGAUAAAUCUGCAUGAUUGUGUAAA